Molecule: messenger RNA, 292 nt
Organism: Trichomycterus rosablanca
Lineage: Eukaryota; Metazoa; Chordata; Actinopteri; Siluriformes; Trichomycteridae
Gene: fxyd2
Product: FXYD domain containing ion transport regulator 2
Exons: 6
Coding region: 1-183 (60 amino acids)
Biological process (GO): regulation of sodium ion transmembrane transporter activity; monoatomic ion transport
Cellular component (GO): membrane
Molecular function (GO): sodium channel regulator activity
Source: RefSeq, a predicted model, not a curated record
AUGGGGGACGAAACACCAAAGAACUUUGAUAAGGACUUUUUCUAUGAUUAUGAAACCAUCAGAAAGGGGGGGCUGAUCUUUGCAGCUGUUGUCUUCUGUUUGGGCAUUGCGAUCAUUUUCGGCAAAAGACUCACCUGUGGAAGCAAACGGGCCGCCAAGCCUGUGAACAUGGAUGAACUUUGAAUCUGAGGUUUUGGUGCUAGCAGGUGUUGAUGUCGCCACUGAUAAAGAUCCCAUGACAACCAAAAGCAGAAAACCACAAAACAUCCUCAUUUUAAAAACAUUUAGGUCA